AUGUCCCCUACGGCCAUUCGCAACGUCGAUUCCGUCGAUAUUGUCAGCAUCCACCAAGAUGAUAUGCAAUUUUCCUUGGUGGAUGAUAUCUACAAGAGCUUAGACCCGCCCUCCGGCACGCCGCGCACAUUCCCCACCCUCCUACUUUACGACGCCAAGGGAUUGAAGCUGUUUGAGAAAAUCACCUAUCUGGAGGAAUAUUACCCCACAAACACCGAAAUCGAGGUUUUGCAAAACCACGCGCAGCGGAUAGUUGAGCGCAUUCCGGAGAAUGCUCAGUUGGUGGAGCUUGGCAGUGGUAACCUCCGAAAGAUCGAGAUUCUGCUUCGAGAAUGUGAGCGCACCGAGAAAAGGGUGGAUUAUUAUGCCCUGGACCUUUCAUUGGUUGAAUUACAGCGGACCUUUGCUGAAAUCUCGCCCGAGAGCUUUUCGUACGUCGGCUUCCACGGAUUACAUGGAACAUAUGAUGAUGCGGUGGGCUGGCUGAAGAGUCCCGAAAAUCGGAACCGGCCGACGGUGGUGAUGUCUAUGGGAUCAUCCAUAGGUAAUUUCGAGCGCGCCAGUGCUGCAGAGUUCCUUGGUGGCUUUUCCAAGCUAUUGGCGCCUUCAGACUUCCUCCUCAUCGGUCUUGAUGCCUGCAAGAAUCAUGACAAGGUAUUCAGAGCCUACAAUGACUCUGAAGGAGUGACUCGCCAGUUCUACGAGAAUGGCUUAGUACACGCAAACCAAGUUCUGGGCUUCGAGGCCUUCAAGGAAAAUGAAUGGGAGAUCUUGACUGAAUAUAACGACCGUGAGGGUUGUCACCAAGCUUGUUACGCGCCAAAAGUUGAUGUGACAAUUAAUGGGAUCAUGAUCCCUAAAGGGGAGAAGCUCAUUUUCGAAGAAGCCUGGAAGUAUGGUCGUGAUGAAAGGGAUGAAUUAUGGCGGAAGUCUGAUUUAAUCUCACAAGUUGAGUUUGGUAACACCACCGAUGAUUAUCAUGUUCAUCUUUUGUCUCCUGCCACCCUUGAUGUCUCGAUGCACCCCUUGAAGUAUGCGGGGCAGCCAAUUCCCACCAUUGAUAACUUCCAAUCCCUAUGGACCGCCUGGGAUAUUGUGACUAAGACAAUGAUUCCCCGCGAAGAGCUCUUAUCGAAGCCAAUCAAAUUACGCAACGCGUUAAUCUUUUAUCUCGGCCACAUCCCCACGUUUUUCGAUAUCCAUUUGACGCGUGCCCUACAAGAUCAACCCACCGAGCCUGCAUACUAUCAGCAGAUCUUCGAACGUGGCAUUGAUCCAGAUGUCGAAGAUCCAGAGCAAUGUCACAAGCACAGUGAAAUUCCAGACCAAUGGCCUGAGUUGAACGAGAUUUUGGAUUACCAGGAAAGGGUCCGUAACCGGGCGCGAUCAAUUCUACAGGAAGGAUAUGCCGAUCAAGACCGAACCGUCGGUGAAGCACUAUGGAUCGGCUUCGAGCAUGAGGCCAUGCAUCUAGAGACCUUCCUAUACAUGUUGCUUCAAAGCGAUAGAACACUUCCACCGACUGGUGUUCCGCUGCCUGAUUUCAACCGGAUGGCCAAACAAGCAAAGUUUGACGAGAAACCCAACAAGUGGUUCAGUAUUCCUCAACAGACUUUCACAAUUGGAUUAAAUGAUUGUGAUGAAAACAACUUGCCACAGGCCUCAUUCGGUUGGGACAACGAGAAGCCCCAAAGAGAGGUGACCGUAGGUGCUUUUGAGUCACAAGCUCGCCCUAUUACCAAUGGGGAAUAUGCCAAAUAUCUACAAGCCACCGGAAGUCACAACUACCCCGCGUCUUGGGUGUUUACACCUGGGCAGAAAGGCUCUCUUGUUAAAGGCAUUGGUUCCACGGGGGCGCAAGCCGGCUCUAGUGCUACUGCAGCAAGCUUGCCUCUGGACGGAAUCUCAGUUCGGACUGUAUUUGGACCUGUAUCUUUGGAGUUGGCACAAGAUUGGCCAUUGAGUGCUUCAUAUGAUGAGGUGGCCAGCUACGCAAAGUGGAUGAACUGCAGGAUUCCGACUUUCGAAGAGGCGAGGAGUAUCUACCACUACUCUGAUCAGAUGAAAAGUCACCGACACACAAAUGGGUACAGUAAUGGGGUCAAUGGGUCAACAACCAAAGGGAGCAAGCCCCAAUCCACCGAAGAAUCAACCUUCCGUGACCUCCACGGGUGCAAUGUUGGCUUCAAACACUGGCAUCCCACCCCAGUCACCCCUAAUGGGGAUAGACUAGCCGGUCAAGGUGACAUGGGAGGACUCUGGGAAUGGACUAGUACGCCAUUGAUGCCACAUGAUGGGUUCAAGUCCAUGGAUAUCUACCCUGGCUACACCUCUGAUUUCUUUGAUGGAAAGCACAAUGUUGUCCUGGGAGGCUCAUGGGCGACUUUACCCCGGAUUGCUGGCCGCACAACCUUCGUGAAUUGGUACCAGCAUAACUAUAUCUAUGCCUGGGUGGGCGCACGCUUGGUAAGGGAUCUAUAG
This is a messenger RNA of Penicillium brevicompactum, 2481 nucleotides long. RefSeq names its product DUF323 domain protein. The record is from RefSeq and is a predicted model, not a curated record. The transcript is spliced from 7 exons. The coding region runs from base 1 to 2481 and encodes 826 amino acids. Lineage: Eukaryota; Fungi; Ascomycota; Eurotiomycetes; Eurotiales; Aspergillaceae.